Molecule: messenger RNA, 5217 nt
Organism: Chinchilla lanigera (long-tailed chinchilla)
Lineage: Eukaryota; Metazoa; Chordata; Mammalia; Rodentia; Chinchillidae
Product: NADH dehydrogenase [ubiquinone] iron-sulfur protein 5-like
Biological process (GO): mitochondrial respiratory chain complex I assembly
Source: RefSeq, a predicted model, not a curated record
ACAAAGGGAUCUGAAGAUUCUUUCACUGGCCUACUCUGGCAAGUGGCUUCACCACCAACCAGUGGCGACGCUGGCUCCGUACUGUCGGACUUUUAGGCUCGGCAGACAACACUGAGUCAAGUGGUCUCCACCCUCCUGAAGCUCACGUCAGAAAGGAUACCGACAAUGCAUACCUGACCAGUACUGAGGAAGCUUGUGAAGAAAAUAAAGUGUGAGUUGCCAGAUAGAUGGUGGUAGAGGAUAGGAUCGAGAAAGAAGACCUUGAUGAGGCAACAAAGAUGUCUGCACUGAGAGAUGAGGUCCAUUGAAGAAGAUUUAAAUGUUGGGGGACACCAAGGGCUUCUGUCUUCCAAACCCAAACAAUCUCCCAGCGAGAGCAAGGGGUUGAGCUCUGUGUGGAGGUGUGACAGUCUGGCCAGCCCCUUGGGAAGAAAGGCCUCUGACAGGUGGCCAGAGAUGAGGACAUGAGUGUGAUAGAAGGAGCCAGAAGCCCUACUUCCUGGAUCCUCUGCUGGUGCCUCUUCCCCCACAACUGGAUCUCACCGUGGCCUGUGGAGCUGGUUUCUUCACAGGACUCCCAGUUUUAGAGGAUUCAGUCCGUGGAGUACUGGGCAUGGCUCUCAGGCCUGUGGCGGUACAGAACGUUACAGCAGCAAGGAAGUAAGAUGUUUCAUCUGUGCUCGGCAUCCCCUCGGGGCCUCAGAGGAGUCUCACCCACUCUGGUGCCUGGGAAUUUACACACUGCCAGCUGGGGCCCUCCUUUCCCUGACUGAGCCUCCCCAGGACUCAUCUUGGGGUCCUCCCAACAGAAGAUGCCAGGAACCAGGAAACACCACGGCCUGCCACUGAGGUUACAGAGUUGGUGAGUUCCCAGCUAUGCAAGGGAUGGGGCAUUAAAGGAAAUCUCUGAGCCCCAACAGGGAGGGAUUUCUAAAUCUGACAGGUCAAGGAUACAGAUGCAGUGCAUGCGCGUGCACGCGCGCGCGCACACACACACACGUACAUGGGUGACAGAAAGUGUCACAGAGAAGUGAGUGUUUCUGAUCACAGACUAAAUUCUACAGAAUAGGAAGGGCUGGGAAAGUGGACCUCAAGAAAGACAAAAUUAUUACAGCCUUACGGUUCCACAAGGGCAAAUAAAGCUCUGUGUGUUUAUUGCCAUUUUCAGAUACAUCUUCAGUGUGAUACUGUUUCAGGACAACUGUGGCCUGAUUUGCUGCUUGGCCCUGGUAAAGACAGAAGCACACAGGAGCAGACAGGAGGGAGCAGGCGGCCUGAUGGAGAGAGCAUCCCAGGCCCGUGGUUUACAGGACUGCUUCCAAGAGUUAUUACAGGCUAAGUGAUAGAGCCAAUGCUUAUUGGCUGGAGGGUAGAUCCAUAAAUCUGAGGGGCAGAACAGCGAAUUGAGACAGGCCCACAGUAAACCCUGUUUUGGUUUUCAACAGCUGCUGAGCCCUCCCGACAGGGAAGGUCUUAAUAAGUGGUGCUAGUGGGUCUGCAUGUAGACACACUUGGAGUCAGGGCGCUGGCAGGUGCUGCACAAGGAUGGCCGCGUGGGAAGGGAAGCCCGUCCCGCGGCAGAGUCGGGAACAGGGUGUAGAGGCCUUGGAUUUGCUCCAUGGCCUCAGGUUUAUUUACUGACUCGCUCCAAGCACAGACUGCAGCGUGAUAGAGACAGCGUUGUCUCCCUUUGCGGUGACGUGUGUCCCCGGGGGAGCCACCUGGGUGGGGACCUGGGUGGGGACCUGCGUGGUGCGGGGCGGAGCUGCCCACUCAGUCCACAGGGCAGGGGUCGAAGGUGGCGACCUCCCCUCGCCCUGACUCCUCGUGCUCCACAUUCUGAGAAGUUAGCCGGCGCCUCCUACAGCUCUGGUGAAUUAGUUAAUGUCCCUUCUACAGUUCCCUGACCCGGGGCCACAGCUAGGAUAACCGGGGCCCUAACCGGCGUCGUCGCAGUGAUUCUCCAGCAGGUGGCGCCUGCGCACCGCCAAGUGGUGCUGUCCUCUGUGCAGUCUGGCUCGGAGCCUCCGGGGAGCAGGGACCAGGUCCCCUCCACCCAGGACCUGCUCGCCUUCGCACCCUGCUCAAUAGAGGUCCCCGUCUCUGUGCUCACUGUGACUCCCCUGGAGACAAUCUGAGAGUCCACUAACUUCCGGACUAAAGCCCAACGUGAGUUAAUCCCAACCCGAAUAUUCCACGAUGUAUACACUUAUGUGCACUGUUACACAGCGCUCCCACGGAUGUACAGUUUUUAUUUGUUAAUUACACAGUCCCAGCUGACACCACACAAUGUGCACCGACCUCCUGGACCACACCUAGAAAAGCACUCACUGUGCCCGAAGAACACCUAGACAAGCACUCACUGUGCCAGAAGACCCCAGCUUGCAGGCCCUGGUCCCCAAGAAGCCUCCAAGCAGAUCAAGCAGACAAAGUCACCUCCACAGUGAGGCUGCCAGUGUCCUGGGCUGUGUUCUGUGGAGAAGAUGCUUGGAUUUCUGGUCCAUGUCUGCCUGCCACAGGGAAUUCCUGCCUCGUCCUGCAAAAGGCAUCCAGGAUCUGAGCACCCACCUUCUUGCUACUAGCACCUGGCCCAAGACACUGGCCUGCUGUCAUUGAAUGGAUUAGCUUUCCACCACAGUGACAAAACACCUGAGAAUGACACCUUGGAGGAGGACACAGUUGCUGGGCUCCUGGUUUCAGAGGUCUCAGCCUGGGGAAUGCUGGCUUCUCCACUUCUGGCCUCAGGAGGAGUAGCUUGGUCAAAUUCACUUACUGCUCUUGGCUGCUUUAUGUUUUGAGAAUGCAAACUCCAUGAGGCCUGCCCUAUUUGGCUCCUGGAUGACAAGUGCCUCGAUCAUCUGCAUGAGGUGCCAUGAAGAGCCAGCCUGGUGGAACAUGCCAGCAAUCCCAGCUACUUGUGAGGUUUAUGCAGGAGGGUCCCAAGUCUGAGGCCAGCAUGGGCAACUUAGUGAGAUCCUGUCUAAAGAAAGCAAAACGACAACCAAAGGAAACCAGACCAAACCUGGAAGCCCCUAUGAACCUCAUAAAUCCGCCCAUCAUGAGUGUUAUCCCAGGUGAAUCAUGAUGAAGACUGUGCUUUUCAAGACUGGGAAACUCCUCUGGCCACCUGAGUGAUGGUUUCUAGAACUGGGGUGGAGAACACGCACUGCCUUGCCCCUUGGAGAUGCUCAGUUCAUUAAAACCAGUGCCGUUUAGUGUGAAAAUCAUGACAAGUACAAUACUUUGGCCACUAUCUUUUACUUUGGCACUCCGAAUGAAAGGGUAGUUAUUUUGUAUAUGAUGGAGUAUGUGAACACAUGGCUAUGAUGACUGGAACAGAAACGUCUAUUGUACCUUUGCAUGGUUAUGUUUAUUAUACUCAUAGUGUGCCUGUGUUCUGCAGCUUAUGUAUAGAUAGUCUAUAUUGUGUCACGUACAAGUAACAGAUUUCUGUGUCCUAAGUGAUAACUGAUAUGAUUUGUAACUGGAUGUCCCCCAAAGUGUCAUUCCCUCAGAGAUAGGGCUUUUGGAAGAUGACUGGAUCACGGGGCUCGUAGCUGGCUUGCUUUCAGGAGGUGGGGUCUGUUUGGAAGAGGGUGGGGCCUAGAGGGGUAUAUUUCUCUUUCUGGUUCCACCUGUCAUUCUCUCUCUACUUCCUGUCCACCAUGCCAUGAGCAUCUCUUCUGCCAGCCCCUCUGCUAUGCUGUUUCUUGUUUGGAGCCACUGACCCUGAAAUGUGAGCCAAAAUAACCCUCUCCUUUAAGUUGUAGGUGCUGGGUAUUUGUGACUAAGACAAUAACUCAUGUUUCUUCCUCUUCAGCAGCAUGUGCAAAGAGUAACACAUGGCCCUGCCAGGGCAGCCUGGUGAGGAUGCUAGGGAUAGGGUGAUGUGAAGUCCACCCUCCAGGGAGGGUUGAGAUGUCUCAGUAGAGACCCUUUCUGGCUACUCAACUACUUCCCAUCCUGCCAAAUUGUCACAUUUGGCACAUACUCCUAGAAAACCAGCAAACUUUUAAAACUUUUCCAAACUUGUGAUGCUGCCCCUCUUGCCAGCCUGACAUUAAUUUGCCUCCUCCCUUGCUACACCUCCAGUGGCUUCCUAUUUCCUUUAGGAUGGACUCCAGAGGAAGUCACAUGAACCUGAAACGGCUGCCUCCUUCCCAUGUCCCUGUUCUGGUCCUGGUGUAAUGUGAGCUCAGAUUUCCAAUACAGGGACCACUAUGUUCUGGGGCUCUGGAGCUGGGGGAUCGGGGUCAUGGAGAUGUUGCAUAACUUUGGAGGUUGGGGUUCAGUCUUACAUCUUCUUCCAUUCAGAGUAGUGGAGGUUGUGAUGAGCAGGAGGCAAGGUCAGUGUUAUGAGUAACCAUCAGCCAUGAUGGAGUAAGAUUUGGUGGGCAGCUCUUUCCCUUCCUGGCUGCUAUGAUGCUAGCAGCUUCGUUGGCCACAUGCUCCAGCUGUGAUGCUCCUGCAGUGUCACCGUAGGCCCACAGGGAACAGGUCUAGGGACCAUGAACUGAAACCACUGAGCCACAGUAAACCUGUCCUCCUUUAAGUUGAUUUUGUCAGGUAUUUUGUCACAGUAACAAUAAUCUGCCUAACACGGUCACCUAUUAAAAAGUUGUUAACGACGUCGGUAACCGGUCGUUCUGAAGCAGCUGCCUGGGAAGGAGACAAGGAUGCUUCUGUGAGUUGGCUUGAGCUCCAGGACUGUCUUUCCUUCACUGGGCCCCUUCGCUGACGUAGCCAUUGUCCCUGGCGCCAGCAGCCUGCGUACCUCUCAGUCAUGCCUUUCUUAGAUCUGCAGAAAAGACUGGGCAUUAGUUUAGAUUGUCACAUGGUGAUCCAAAGUGCUGAACUGCCCUACAAAAUUGCUUCUCGAUGCCAUGCUUUUGAAAAAGAAUGGCUAGAAUGUGCACAUGGAAUUGGUGCUACCUGGGCACAAAAAGUAUGCAAGAUAGAAUAUGAGGAUUUGGUAGAAUGUGUGCUGCGGCAGAAAACGAUACAACAUAUGAAUGCCAUCAAGAAGCAGGGGAAUAAGCUAAUAAAGGAGGGGACGUACACCCCUCCACCUCACCACUUGGGCAAGGGCGAGUCUAGGCCCUGAGCAGGGCAGCUGCCAAUGGCUGGAGGCUGACAUUCAUGCUGUUUUCCACUGGAAGGAUUGUUUACUGAAAACCUUUGUCAGAUGUGUAAAAAUAAAGGAGUAUUACAUUCUAA